Messenger RNA from Drosophila rhopaloa, 889 nucleotides. RefSeq lists its product as uncharacterized. Bases 96 to 404 code for a protein of 102 amino acids. The record is from RefSeq and is a predicted model, not a curated record. Lineage: Eukaryota; Metazoa; Arthropoda; Insecta; Diptera; Drosophilidae. The transcript has 2 exons.
ACUGCUGGAAGUGAACAAGGGAAACAAGAGGACAGAAAGAAAGAACAAAACAACCGAAUAAGCCAAUAAGAAGCAACGCAACUUAUUGGCCUGAAAUGGCUGGAUUUCUGAAGACACGGAAACGCAGCCGGGAGGACGACCUGCCUUGCGAGUCCACGCCCCUCUCGAAGCGCAUUAACAACCUGCACCUGAACUACGACGACGGUAACAGCAGCAGCAGCAGCAGCUGCAGCAUUCCGCCCCUGCCAGGAGGAGCUGGUGCCCCCGAGACAGCCGGAACCGGAGUCGCGGCCGGGUACGAGUACAACCCGGAGUUGGGUGCCGAGCAGAAUCCGUACUACUACGAGAAGAACAAGAUGCUGUACGAUCUGCACGUGGAGCGGAUAAAGCGUAGCACCCAGUAGCCCGGAAACCCAGAAUCCCGGAGUCCUGGCACUAGCCAUUCAAGUGCCAAUCCGAGUUUUCUACGACACCAACACUUUGUAGUCCUAAUUUUAGAAUAGAUCGCGUCCGCUCAUAUUAUUGUGUCCACAGAUCUGGAGACGGAGUCCCUCAGCACUUGCAUUUGUGUGAUAAACAUAGUUUACUUGCAGAGCAUCGGAUGCGGCAAUAAUACUACUAGAAAUCGAGCCAAGAUUUCCCCAAGCACGCACAUAUAGCCUAAGUCGUCUAUUUAUUAAGCGGGACUGUUAGUAUACUAAGCACAACCCGAAUUAUCUUUUUUUUUUAAGUUAUGUACCCAAUAGAAGGAAAAGCUCUGCUUUCAGUAGAAAUAUGAUUCCUUAUCGGAGGCUAGUGUGGGAUCGGAUUGGGUCAUUUGUUGAGUUACUGGAGGUGGAUAAAUAAGCUACAGCGACCUGAAAAUAAACACGAUGUGCUAUUUUCUAAA